Molecule: messenger RNA, 2030 nt
Organism: Anguilla rostrata (American eel)
Lineage: Eukaryota; Metazoa; Chordata; Actinopteri; Anguilliformes; Anguillidae
Product: ubiquinone biosynthesis protein COQ9-B, mitochondrial-like
Exons: 9
Coding region: 100-1605 (501 amino acids)
Biological process (GO): ubiquinone biosynthetic process
Cellular component (GO): mitochondrial inner membrane
Molecular function (GO): lipid binding
Source: RefSeq, a predicted model, not a curated record
UCAGUCUGUCUAAACUUUUCGUCUCUGAGUCACCGUGCUACCCCAUGAUGGUGCAAGCUAAAUAAUUAAUGUAACUUUGAAAAAUAGCAAGCUAACUGUAUGUGGGGCAAGGUGAUUGCGAAGGACGGCACAGCUGUCCAGCAUUACAGUAACGGAAUGGUCACGCCCCAGUGCAGCCGCGUGCAGCGCGGCUUCCGUCAGGCUGCCCGACUGAGGUUGCAGGACGAGUCCAAAUCAGACCAACUAACCACCGCUGCAUCUUCCUCAUCCUCCUCCUCUUCCUCACCCUCUGUGGCUCACCAGGCUCAGUCAUCAGAGCAGGAAACAGCAUCCGCACAGAAAGCAUCGGCACCUGAACAAACCAUGCCCGAAUCUGUGUCUGCACCGACACCUGAGGUGGAGGCAACUGCCCCCACACCUGAGGUGGAGGCUUCUGUUUCUGCACCUGUGCAAGACGUGCCGGAAUCAGCUCCCAGUCCUGCGUCUACACCUGCGCAGGAGUUAUCCGAGUCUGCAUCUGGUCUGGAGGCAUCUGCGCAUACGCCCGAGUCAGAGGCAUCUGGGCAGGAAGUGUCCGAGUCUGCACCUGAGGAUGAGGGAUCUUCAUCUGAGGAUGAGGCGUCUGCCCCUGAGAAAGAGGCAUCUGCUCAAGCUGCACCUGAGGAAGAGGCGUCUGCGCAGGCAGCGUCUCCGCCUGAGCUGGAAACAUCUGCGCAGGCAGCGUCUGCGUCUGCGCCUGAGCUGGAAACACCUGCGCAGGCAGCGUCUGCGUCUGCGCCUGAGCUGGAAACACCUGCGCAGGCGGAGUCUGCGUCUGCGCCUGAGCUGGAAACACCUGCGCAGGCGGAGUCUGCGUCUGAGCAGGAGGCUCCGGAGCCCGACCCCAGCGGCGCAGACGAGGGCGGGGAGGAGGAGGGCGACGGCUACGAGACGGAGGAGGAGCUCCGGGCGCGAAUCCUCGCCACGGCGCUGGACUUCGUCCCGCAGCACGGCUGGUCGGCCGAGGCCAUCGCCGCCGCCGCGCAGGCCGUGGGUCUGUCUUCGGCGGCUUCCGGAAUGUUCACCAACGGGGCGGGAGACUUGGUGCUGCACUUCAUCUCCGACGGCAACGCCCAGCUGGCCAAGAUUCUGGCUGAACAUCACAACCAGGUCCAGCUGGGCCAGGCAGAACCGAAGGAAACGGCGGAGUUCCUGCGAUACGCCGUCGAGGCCCGCCUGAGGAUGCUCAUCCCCCACAUCGACACCUGGCCACAGGCCAUGAGCAUCCUGCUGCUUCCUCAUAACAUCCCUGACAGCCUGAAGCACCUCUCCACCCUGAUAGACGACAUCUGGUACUACGCUGGGGACCGCUCCACAGACAUGAACUGGUACACGCGCCGCGCGGCUCUGACCGGGGUCUACAACACCACCGAGCUGGUGAUGCUGCAGGACUCCUCCCCCGACUUCCAGGACACCUGGGUCUUCCUCGACAAACGCAUCCAGGACAUCGUCAACAUGGCCAACACGGCCAAGCAGGUGCAGGCCACCGGUGAAGCAGUGGUGCAGGGAAUCAUGGGAGCUGCAGUCACGCUGUCGAACCUCGCAGGCAUGAACCAGCGGAGAUGAAGUGAGGGAACACGCCUGACCCGUCGCCCCACUAAACCGACCUCUGCACCCCCCAGACUGCCCCACCCAAUGUCCGUCUGUCUGUCUGUCUGACAGGGCUCGUCACUCGAGCGAUCCUGUGCUCACAAAAGCAGCUGACACGCCUGUAGGGGAUGAGAUGCUGUUCCAGGGGCAUGUGGCUGUUUCACCCAGGCAAGGCGAUGUCUCUUUCACGGGCGACAGUGCCGAACGUACAGCCCCUCUCUGAUCUCCAGACUGAGUCAAGAGCCCAUGCGGUUCCAGAACCAGAACCAGAACACCUCCACUUCUUCCUUAACGCAAACGGCGAGAACAAGAGCAAGCACUGUGCUUGAAACUUUUUUGUGUGGCAGUUUUUUGCCUUUCUCUAUAAAAAGCAUGGCAAUAAAGAAUACUAUAUAUCCUCA